Colletotrichum graminicola M1.001 is the source of this 252-nucleotide messenger RNA. RefSeq lists its product as uncharacterized. The transcript has a single exon. Bases 1 to 252 code for a protein of 83 amino acids. The record is from RefSeq and is a predicted model, not a curated record. Lineage: Eukaryota; Fungi; Ascomycota; Sordariomycetes; Glomerellales; Glomerellaceae.
AUGGCCAAGGGUACAACAAUGCUUCAACGUCAAGUGCUGGCUACCAAGGGUAGUGGUUCAUCGGGCGAGGCGACCAGCUCCGUAAGUGGACAAGGCGAGACAAUCCGUCGACCCGGCCUGACGGUACAGAAGCUGGAGCUGGACAGAAAUGGCAAAAGUCCGUCGAUAUUAGGAUUAAUGUGGAAGAAUGGGUUGGAGGAAAAGGCAGUCGGUCGUUUCCCGCGGCACAAAGUGGAUCGGCGUGUCUGGUAG